Molecule: messenger RNA, 2343 nt
Organism: Klebsormidium nitens
Lineage: Eukaryota; Viridiplantae; Streptophyta; Klebsormidiophyceae; Klebsormidiales; Klebsormidiaceae
Source: the annotation of a GenBank genome assembly
CGCGGAUCUCUUGCCACCGUGGAAGGAUGCCUGAGGCUGUAGAGUUGCGCUUUGGAGGAGGAGCUUUUCAUCGCAGGGCGCUCUGUUUCUGUCUGGUUGUCUAGCUGUAGACCUUGAAGGCUUCCAUCCGGACGGUGCAGAAGGCUCCCAAGGAUCUCUGCAAACAGACACCGAGACAAGGGGCUUUUGGUGCUGUCUCAUUGGUUGGUUGUUGGAAGUGUAGUGGUCCUCUGCAGCCCUCUGAAGCGGUUUCAGCAAGAUAUCGGGCAACUGCCAAGUACCUCUAGUUCGUAAACUUUUUUGGGCAAGUGAACAGCAGGCCUGCGGGAAGUUCUCCUCCUGUCACAGGAUGGCGACUUCCUCGCAGAUUGGGAGGCUGGGAGGCCUGGGCUCUGUUGCCCAUGCUCCUCUCAGCCAGUCAGCAGAAAGAGGUGGGCGGACAAGGAGAGGGCAGGCUGCUCUUUCCCCUGUCCUGCCUCUCCGGUCAUUCCAGGCGUCUUCCUUCAACCUUCCUCAACUCAGAUCGGGUCCUGUGCUCAAGCCUCAGCAUUUCGCUGCUGCAGGGUGCUUGCAGCAAGGAUGUAGCAAACUAGGUUUUAGUUCGUUCACAGGGCUGGCUUUGCCAGCAGUUAGCAGCAACGAAAGGUUGGUUCGGGAGAGGCAGGGUGCACUCCAUGUGGUCAGCGAAGCUGGGGUUGCGGAUGAGCAGGACCGCGGGGAGAGGCAGGAGCCUAUUUCUGGCUUCAGCAAGGAGAUGAUGGUUCCUACAUCCAUGGCCAAGAUUGGGACACAGUUUGGGGGUGGCUCGGCAACCCUGGAAAGGGGGAAACUAGAUUUGUCGAAGGAGGCGGCAACAGCCACGCCAAAGGUGGACGAUGGUUCAGGCGGAGGUAACAAAGGGAAGGAUUUGAACAACGGAGGUGGCGACGGUGGGGAUGAUGGGGGUGACGAUGAUGACUAUUUCGACGAUUUUGACGAUGACGGCGAUGGUGGAGACGAUGGUUUCUUUGGCAGGAGAACAGAGAUUGUGGAGCUUUUUGACCGGGAAACAAUCGAAGCCGUUCUACAGGAGUGGUAUCGCACAGUUACUGGUCUGCCUAGUGGCGUUCGGCGAGCUGUUGAAAUGGGCAUGGUGAGCUCUGCUCAGCUGGUCCGAUUACUAAACACAGAUUGUCGACCGACAAUAGCACGAGCAGUCACCAGGCACACCCCUCCAGAUUUCGCAAGGGCUUUCUUGGGAAGAUUGAUGGCAGACCCCGCAUUCCUUUGGAAGCUGAGUCUGGAGCAGGCAUUUACCAUCGGAAACGCGGCAUACUGGGAGAUUAAGCAAAGAGGGUCAAGGCUCAAGGACGAGUGGGACCUGGCGGUCGUCAACGUGCUGACGCUCGCGGCCGCGAACAUGGUGAUCAACUGGUCGGUCGCGCCGUGCCGCAAGUACCACGAGCCGUUCCGGUGGGAGUGGCAGAACACGCUGCAAAAGCUCCCGCACAACGCGUUUGACAAGUCGUACAAGUUCGCCGAGCUCUCCAAGCUCGACCGCUUCUACGGCUUCGCCUACAAGUCGGCGGAGCUCUGCGCAAUCGGGAGCGUUCUUGGGAGUGUCGGUGGGCUGGUCCAAAACGCGCUGGUGUCGGUCCGGCAGAAGAUCAAUCCGAAGUAUAGGCCGUCGGUUGCGGUGCCGUCGGUUGGGGUUAGCAGCUUGGGUUACGGCGCCUUCAUGGGGCUGUCGGGUAACCUGCGGUACCAGCUCAUUGGUGGGCUUGAGCGGUUCAUGGGGGCAAAGUACUCGAACCUCGGGUUUAUCACACUUGUGACGACGGCAGCCAGAUUUAGCAACGUGCGGCUAGGAGAGCCCACCCGUCUGCACUGGUUGGGGAUGGACUCCGGCGCCGCGGCAUUCCGCCGGAAAUCCGCAGCCGCUGGCGGGCUGCUCGACAAAGCCGGUGCUUUCUUCAAGAAGAAGGGUGUGAAGAUGACGGUGAAAGGGAAGGGCAAGGGCAAGGGGAAGCUGAAGGCAAAGGCGUCACCAGCACCAGCAACGCAAGCACCAGAAGCCCCACAAGAGCCGAAAAAGCCGCGAUAUCGGGUCAGGAAACGACCUGAAUUGCAAGCAGUAGCAGCGUAGAGUCGAACAGACAGCAGGGCAUUUUGUAACAUUAAGCUGAGACCGAAUAGCAACUUGUAGGACAAGGAAAGGCCAACGGGAAAAGGUCCUUGAGCAAGAGCAGUUUUGUUCAAUUGGCAACCUGAUUCAUUGAACAGAGUCCCUAUAUGUGUCACUACUGACCUUGAUAUCAAACGUUUCUCUCUUAUGAGGUCUGCGCACCAUAUGUCAUUCAGCCA